AGGGAGGGGGCCGCCCCUGGUCCCGCGGGGAGGAGGGAGCGGGUGAGAGGCGGUGAGGCGGCGGAGGUUUAAAUAGCGUGAAACUAAGCUUAUAAAAGGCAGUAAACAUUUCUGACUUGUGGCUGGCUGGAGAAGUCCACCAUCAAACUGUGCGGAGACGUUCUUUGAGCUUCCACGCUUAUGUCUCUAAUGGACAAACACAAAGUGAAGCGACAACGUCUGGAUCGCAUAUUUGAAGGCAUUCGACCUCCGAUCAUGAAUGGGCCCAUGCACCCACGCCCUUUGGUAGCAUUGCUGGAUGGCAGGGAUUGUACAGUAGAAAUGCCUAUUCUGAAGGAUGUAGCCACGGUGGCAUUUUGUGAUGCUCAGUCUACACAAGAAAUUCACGAAAAGGUACUAAAUGAAGCAGUGGGUGCACUGAUGUAUCACACUAUCACUUUAACACGAGAAGACCUGGAGAAAUUUAAAGCACUUCGAAUAAUUGUCCGAAUUGGCAGCGGUUUUGAUAAUAUUGACAUCAAAUCUGCUGGAGAUUUAGGGAUUGCAGUGUGUAAUGUGCCAGCUGCCUCAGUAGAAGAGACGGCGGAUUCUACCAUGUGCCACAUUCUGAACCUGUACAGACGAACCACCUGGCUUCACCAGGCUCUGCGAGAAGGCACGAGAGUACAAAGCGUCGAACAGAUUCGGGAAGUGGCUUCCGGAGCUGCCAGGAUCAGAGGGGAGACCUUGGGCAUUAUUGGAUUAGGGCGUGUUGGGCAAGCAGUAGCACUACGUGCCAAAGCCUUUGGCUUCAGUGUGAUUUUUUAUGACCCAUACCUCUCAGAUGGCAUGGAGCGUGCUCUGGGACUGCAGCGGGUGAGCACUUUGCAGGACCUGCUGUUCCACAGUGACUGUGUUACCCUGCACUGCAACUUGAACGAACACAAUCAUCACCUUAUUAACGACUUCACUAUAAAGCAGAUGAGACAAGGGGCUUUCCUGGUCAACACAGCUCGAGGUGGGUUAGUAGACGAAAAAGCACUUGCACAGGCCCUGAAGGAAGGAAGGAUACGAGGGGCAGCCUUAGAUGUACAUGAGUCAGAACCAUUCAGUCAGGGCCCCUUGAAGGAUGCACCAAACCUGAUCUGUACCCCACAUGCAGCGUGGUAUAGUGAACAAGCCUCAAUUGAGAUGCGGGAGGAAGCAGCACGAGAGAUCCGGAGGGCGAUCACAGGUCGUAUUCCAGACAGUCUGAAAAACUGUGUUAACAAAGAUCACUUGACUGCAGCUACACAUUGGGCCAGCAUGGAUCCCGGAGUUGUUCAUCCAGAGCUUAAUGGUGCUGCAUACAGCAGGUAUCCCCCAGGUGUUGUAAGCGUGGCUCCAACUGGCAUACCUACGGCAGUAGAAGGAAUAGUCCCCAACCCCAUGUCUUUAUCACACGGCCUCCCUGCUGUAGCCCACCCGCCCCAUGCUCCUUCCCCCGGCCAAACUGUCAAACCAGAAGCUGAUAGAGACCACCCGAGCGACCAAUUGUAGCCUACGAAAACAGCAUUCCCAACAUCAGAGAUUUCAACUUCAGCGUGUGGAAAAAAAAAAAACAACCAAACACAAAACCCUGGAUUUUGAUUAAAGGCAAAACCAUGAACUUACAGGAGGAGACGAUUAUUGUUUUAGAAACUGGUCCAAUAUACAGUAUAAAAGGAAAAGGUGGGAGACAAAAAGAAGAUUUGGAAGCAUUUUUUCCUCCGUAUAAAUUGUAGUUUGUCCCUGUCCAGUGGACUGAUUCACUGUUUCUGUGUCCUAUGGGUUCUUUGUUAAGCAAGAGAAGUUAGUAGUUAAUUAUAUCAUGAAUGUACUUGUCUGUGUACAGUUUUUAGAACAUUAAAAAGGGUUUGUUUGCUUAGCUGUCAACAAGGAAAAACAUAAGGGAGGCAUUCAACAAACCAAUUUUGAGAUUAAAAAUCUUUUCUUUUAUAUUUUAAAACAUGCCCAAAAAUGAGGCAGUUGGCAAACUUCUCAGGACAAUGAAUUUUUCCCAUUUUUCUUUCUACGCCACACAGUGCAUUGUUUUUUCUACCUGCUUGUCUUAUUUUUUAGAAUAAUUUAGUAAACAAAAGAAAGACCGUUUCUCCUAAUUUUGGCAUGAAUUCCCUUAUUUCAAAAUGAAGACAACCUUGCAAAGAGAUUUUGAGGAAAAAAAAGGUUUUGUAUAAACGAGCAUUGUGCUUUUUGUCACCAGUUAAAGUAUAUAUUAUUGGUGGUAUGCGAAAAAGGCACUAGACUACUGAAAAGUAGCAGCAUUUCAUUGCCUACAUUGAUUCCUUCCUGGUAAUGUGGUAGGCUAGCAAUAUUUUUGGUUAAAAUCAUGUUUGUGACUGUAACCAUUUGUAUGAAUUAUUUUAAAGAAAUAAAAAUCCCAGACAAAUAUCAUAUGUGUAAAAAUUUUUAUUUCUAGUAACUGUUUAUUCAACUUUUAUUAGGUUUCUUAGCUGUAAUUUUUAAACAGAUGCUGUCAAGUAUUUCAUUUCUAGCUUUACUUUGCUCUCUGUUGUUUGUAAUACCGUCUUGGAAGCUUGAAAAAUAAUAAAAAAAAAAUUCUUUCCAUACCAUUUUUCCCUUUACAUUUCGUAAAUGUUGAUCUUUUUUUCCUGUGUUUCUAAUGGAGUUUGAAAUUAAGAUGGAUUUUGAUUUGUACACCGGCAUCGUCAGCUACAAUAUGGUAACAGCAUUUAUGCUACCACUGUGGGCAGAGCAGAGCAGGUACAACAGCAACACGACAAUAAUAAUAAUAAUAAACGUCUUUUGCCGAAGUCCAA
Anas platyrhynchos (mallard) is the source of this 2798-nucleotide messenger RNA. It is a transcript of the gene CTBP1, whose product is annotated as C-terminal binding protein 1. The record is from RefSeq and is a predicted model, not a curated record. NCBI's taxonomy places the organism in Eukaryota, Metazoa, Chordata, Aves, Anseriformes, Anatidae. Gene Ontology annotation, biological process: regulation of transcription by RNA polymerase II. Gene Ontology annotation, cellular component: nucleus. Gene Ontology annotation, molecular function: transcription corepressor activity; oxidoreductase activity, acting on the CH-OH group of donors, NAD or NADP as acceptor; NAD binding.